AUGGCAGGACGAGGCGUGUCCACGUUCGACCAGACAAUUAAUCUGGACGACCGUAACAACUCCGAGAUAACUCGAGCCGUUCUCCUACGCACCGAAGGGAAGUACAAUCGAGCUCUUCGGAUAUUUAAGAAAUUCCUUGCUCUGCAUCCAACAGCGGUGUCUCCACCAGACAUUCAAUCCUACAAAGGGUUUCUAGAAUUUGUGGCUAAAAAUAUGAAGGGCCGACCUGGGAGUAAAGAAAUGCUAACAGUGUUAACUGUUAACAGGUUCCGCAGAGAUUUUAAGGCUGGGCUCCUUCUCCGACAGGGUUACAAUAUGCUAGAAAGUAUCUUUAUAACUGUCCGAGAGGUUAGCAUAUCCCUAACUCGUGACAAGUAA
Molecule: messenger RNA, 378 nt
Organism: Aspergillus tanneri
Lineage: Eukaryota; Fungi; Ascomycota; Eurotiomycetes; Eurotiales; Aspergillaceae
Exons: 2
Coding region: 1-378 (125 amino acids)
Molecular function (GO): protein binding
Source: RefSeq, a predicted model, not a curated record